CGGAUGCGGGGAUGGAGGGCGGCGAAGCGGGCGGCGGCGGUGGGGGGCUCCUGCAGCAGAUCCUCAGCCUUCGCCUCGUACCCCGCGUGGGCAAUGGCACCACCACCUACUCCAGCCCGCUCUCCACCUUCCCAGAGAUGUGGUACGGCGUCUUCCUGUGGGCACUCGUCUCCUCCCUUGCCUUCCACGUCCCGGCCGCGUUGCUUGCCCUCUUCACCCUCCGGCACCACAAGUACGGCAGGUUCAUGUCCGUGAGCGUCCUGCUGAUGGGCAUCGUGGGACCCAUCACCGCCGGCACCCUCACAAGUGCUGCCAUUGCUGGAGUUUACAGAGCUGCGGGGAAAAAAAUGAUUCCCUUUGAGGCCCUCAUUUUUGGUGUGGGUCAGACAUUCUGUGUGGUGGUGGUUUCGUUCCUGCGCAUUCUGGCCACUCUGUAGCUCCUCUGGAGAGGCUGGAGAACACAAACCAGAUGGGGAGCAAAGGACCUGCUGCCUCACAACGAAUCACAUGGAGCACAGCUCCAGCCUUGUGCUUCUUCCACUGAUUUAAGGAAUUGGGAGGGCUUGCUCCUGCCUCCAGCCUGGCUUGAAAGUUAAAACUUGUGAAUUUUGUUACUAUUUAGUAACAUUAAGUGCCAAGUGAAACUUUAUGUGACUACCAGAGGAGGAAAUGCAGGUACCUUCCACCUGUGAUGGGUUGUAAUAACAGCACAUGACUAAAAUGUGACACCAGCUGUGCUGGGUAGGAACAGGCCCAGAGUGACUUGUGUCCUCAGAGCUCACUUUCCACUUUGUUGCUUGGUUUUGAGUGAACCUGAAGCUCUUUUAAUGUCAGUUUUUUUAAAUUAAAAAAAUAAUUUAUUUUCUUCCUGGCCCAAACUUCUUAAUACCAGGUCAUAGCCAUAGUGGAUUUGGGAGCAGCAAAAGGAAAACUCAUUUUAGAUGGAUGAGAGUGCAAAUUUGUGUUUGGGACACAGGGGAAAAUGCUGCACAGGGGAAAUGACUGGUAUAAAAAAGAUUUUGUGAAUUUUAUUAUAGCAAAGCCCUUCUGGCCCUGUGAAUAUUCUACCCAGAGGCAAAGCACAGUGGAGUGGGCACUCCAGAAAUCCCAUAUGUGCAUGUGGACAUGCACAGCUUCUCCUCAGGCUUUGAAAGAGACUCGUGUUUUCAAAUGACCCUGUUCUCCUUUGACUUGCUGAUGCUGUUCAUGUUGGUGUGGUGGAGCUGGGUGUCUGCACUGAUCUGGAAGUGGCACUGGCCAGCUUGGAUAAAAUAAAUCCCUCGUGCUGCUGCUGAGAGCUGUGUGGCCAGGCUGGGUUGUGACCCGGUGCUGAGAGUGCGCCACAUUUUCAGCGUCCAGCCAACAGUGUGCUGGGGGUUGGGAGAGCUCCUGGCAGGAGCCUGGGUGAUUCCUGUGAACACAGCCCCAAAUCAACCCUUCUCCACAACCCUUCAUGUCUCCUCAUGAAUUGUUUUAGUUUGUUUUGGUUUAAAGUGACUUUUAACUAAUUGGUGGCUCUGCAGUUGUGCCCGGAGCUGUGCCACAUGGCUGGGGCACUUGAGCAGCUGACUGGGUGCUUCCUGGGGCUCAGUUCUUUGGGGAAGCCGAGGUUGAAUUCCAGGGAUGUGGCUGGGCAGUGUAGCCACCCCUAGGGGUUUGCAGUGCUCUGUGUUUGUACCCAGCUCACACCAUAUGGGCUGCAGAGGGAAAGCACUGUCUGUGUCCAGCCUUUCAGGGGACAGUUCCCAUCUGUGUCUUCACUGAAUUCUUCUGGUUUCCAAAUCAGCUCCUUUUGUACCUGCAGCAUUUCCUAAGGCCAUUUAUCCACAGUGAGCCCACGUCCUCAGUGCUGAAAUGGCUGGACAUGGCACUUAGUGCCAUGGUCUGGAUAACGAGGUCGUGACCAACCAAAGGUUGGACUCGAUCUCAGAGGGCUUUUCUAAAAGGAAUUGAUUCUGUGAUCCUUCCAUAGGGCACUGUGGUUAUCAUGGAAAACGAUUUUUCUAUGCAUGGACUUCUCAGGAGUGGUCUGUCAACGGUGAGAGGUGUUCUGCAGGUGGUACUUGCUGAGAUACCGCUAAAUUUUACCCUGUGUUAAUUCAGGGAAUAUAGAUGGUCAGUUUAGGAAAUAAUUUAAUGUGAAUCCUUCUCCUUUGGUGGGUGAGGUCAAAAUGGUGUAACAUAUACUAAACCCUGGAUCUGUGGAGAGCCCUGUGUGCUGUGCUGGUUUUAGAUAGCCACUUUUUCUGCCAGGGCAGAAACAACGAAAAAGAAGGAAUAAAGUUUCUUUCUUUUCCCCCUUCCCACUUCAUAUUUCAGCAUGUGUACAGAGUGCACAGUUUAAUUUACAGGAAUUAAUCCUGGAUGAAUUAAAAUUAUUUCCUGGAAUUUGGAUAGGGUGGAUCUGGCAUUACCUUUCAGGUGACACCAGAAACCGAUGUCCUGAGCACCUGCUGUGUUCUCCUUUACCCUGCCCUGGUGCCUGGCACCGCUCAAUAGCCAUUAAGCUGAUUGCUACUGAGAAAGCACUUUAUCCAUGUGCCCCGUGCUACAGCAAGAGGAGGCUUCCUUGCAGGAACAGGGCUGAGGGGUGCAGAACACAAAUGGGGCUGUUACAGAGCUCAGAACAAGUGAAAAAUUGCUCAGUAAAGUCACUCAGCACUGGGUGAACUGAAAACCUCCAGUUUUCUAUCCUUUGGGAUCUCCAAGAGUCUGUUUUGAGGGGGUUCUGGUUUACUUGAGGAGUUGGCAGCUGAACUCUGUUUGGAGUGUUUGGAGCUGGCAAUGUCUCUCUAUGCCUGGAUGCUGUGAAAUUUUCAGGGAAUUCCUGCAUAAAAGGUGAACAAUCGGCUGAUUUGUCUUGACAUAUUAGCACAGGAGGCAAGUUCUUUGUGUCACCUUGUGCUCACAGAGCAUCUUCCACUCCACUGUCUGCUGCUGGCAACCUCCCUCUCCAGUAAAACCAGAGCUAAACAGAAAGGAGGAGCAGCCUUGAGUUGAAGCACCAAAUGGCAAUUGAAGCACUGGUGGCAGUUUCCUCCCCUCAUUGGUUUGGCCUUCACUUUCCAUUCCUUUAUUCCAAGUGAGGCAUGUGGAGGAAUCCCUUCAGUUUUCAUCGGGUGUUGGUAGACUUUUCUCAGUCAUACUUGCCAAAACCUGCAAAGAGCCGGCAAAAACAUCAACACUGAGGUGUCCUGGGCUCAGCAGUGCUGUGAGCCUCUGCUGGGGAGCCCAGCCAAGGUGUAGGUUAAGGAAACACUUGGAGAAGCUGCCUGUCCUGGAGGAACACCUGCUUAUGUUGAGGCUUGUGGCCCUGCUCCCUGUGUGUGACAACCCCUGCUCCCACCUGGCUUCCUCUUGCUCACAGCUGUGGCUGUCAUGAACAAAUCUUUGUAUGAUUGAAAAUUCUGUACAUUUUAUUUUUCUACUGACACUCCUAAUCCUGGUGGUGAUUAUCAGUAAAUUCUGUAACUCUU
Hirundo rustica (Barn swallow) is the source of this 3476-nucleotide messenger RNA. It is a transcript of the gene TMEM170A, whose product is annotated as transmembrane protein 170A. Bases 12 to 437 code for a protein of 141 amino acids. The transcript is spliced from 3 exons. Gene Ontology annotation, biological process: endoplasmic reticulum tubular network organization. The record is from RefSeq and is a predicted model, not a curated record. NCBI's taxonomy places the organism in Eukaryota, Metazoa, Chordata, Aves, Passeriformes, Hirundinidae. Gene Ontology annotation, cellular component: endoplasmic reticulum membrane.